Nasonia vitripennis (jewel wasp) is the source of this 959-nucleotide messenger RNA. RefSeq lists its product as uncharacterized. The coding region runs from base 168 to 842 and encodes 224 amino acids. The record is from RefSeq and is a predicted model, not a curated record. Lineage: Eukaryota; Metazoa; Arthropoda; Insecta; Hymenoptera; Pteromalidae. The transcript is spliced from 3 exons.
AAAAAUCUGUUCUUUGACUACAACACCUUGCGUUCGUUCGAUUAUUUUCUUCUUUGUUUUUUAUCACGCCUGAAAUUAGCGUAUCCUCGCUCGACUGUCGCAGGCAGCCGGCGCACAUUCGUGUAAGCAAUUCUGGGUGCAAGACGUAUCGACUUCGAAGAGAGAAAAUGGCUUUUUAUCUUCUGGCUGUCGUCGUUGCACUUACGACUAUUUUUGGACUCGCUCACUCGCAAACUGCGCGUGAAAAACUGCGUCUGCAGAACUUUUACACAUGGUCCGUCGCGACCAUACAAGAACAAUUGGAAAGCAUCGAUUUGAACGAGGCGAGAAGAAAUGCCGAAGACGGCGAGGUGAUCGAGGUUCUGCAGAUCACCGUCGAUCAGCUCGAGAUUCCGCAGCCGAAGGAGGUGGAAGCUUCGGGAUCGGUCGAGGAAAUCCAGGGCAUUCGAGUCGGAGGUCAACGCUCCGAUGAGCCUCAAACACCGUCACCCGAGACUCCAAACCCUCAACCCCAGCACCAACCGACCCCCAAACCCUCAGGAAUUCCUCGAAGUACGACCAUCAAACGAUCCUCCGGAGCUAAGGACAGCGUGUUAGCCGCUAUCAACGCCUCGUUGCAAAAACUUACAACAGCGGCCAACUCCGGUCGCAUCAACGGCGCGCAGCUCUACAACAUUCUGCUCCAGGAGACGAUGCGACACGACGAGGUCGUCAACGGGGCAAACUCUAGCGCUGAUACUGCUACUAUUCAGGAGAUCGACGAAAACGCAAAAGUGUCGGAAAAGCCCAGGAUGUACUUCGGCGAGUCACCUCUUGAAUACGUGCCGCAUCAGACUGAGUGAUGAGACUUAUAUGUUUGAUAUAUAAAAAAAAUGGAAUAAUUGAGAAAAAAUAUUAAUAAUGUAACUGAAAUACUGUAACUCGAAGAAAGAAAUUAUUAAAAUGUAACUCUAAACUUC